This is a messenger RNA of Toxotes jaculatrix (banded archerfish), 1229 nucleotides long. It is a transcript of the gene fam43b, whose product is annotated as family with sequence similarity 43 member B. The transcript has a single exon. The record is from RefSeq and is a predicted model, not a curated record. Lineage: Eukaryota; Metazoa; Chordata; Actinopteri; Toxotidae. Bases 1 to 1005 code for a protein of 334 amino acids.
AUGCUGCCCUGGAGAAGGAAUAAGUUUGUUCUGGUGGAGGAUGAAGCCAAGAGUAAACCUAAGAGCCUGGGGACCGGGCUGACCUACCACUCCAUCCUCUCCUCUCUGCUGCGCUCCUGCCCUGAUUUGCUGCCCGACUGUCCCUUCGACUGGAUGGGCAGCAUUUUCCAUACCAAACGGCAAAAGGUGGAACUGAACAAAGAGGAGCCUGUUUACAAUGUACGCUACUUGGGGAGUGUGGUCACCAUCACGGCUAAGGGAGAUGGCUGCACCCAGGAGGCAGUUGCCAAGAUUUGGGCGCGGAGCAACUAUGGGGAGCAGAGUGUCAAGAUGAGGUUAACGGUGGGGCCCCAGGGCAUCCGGAUGAGUGCCGACAAAUCUGGGAAGAAGAAACCGAUUCAUCUUUACUCUCUGAACAGAAUCACCUACUGCACAGCUGACCCUUGUCGGCCCAAGAUCCUGGCCUGGAUCUACAGACACCAAGUCAAAAACAUGGCAGUGGUGCUUCGGUGUCACGCCGUUCUGGUUAGCAAGUCAGAGAAGGCCCAGGCCAUCGCCCACAGCCUCUACCAGAACGCCACCUCCGCCUUCAGCGAGUUCAAACGGCUGAAGCGUCAGAGUGAUUUCCGGCACUGCCAGCAGCAGCUGCUGGGCGAUGAAGCGGUGCCCCUGAUGCCACUGAGGAGGCUGCUGAACGGGCAGUGUCACUACAGACCGCCUGCCAACAACCCCGGGAGCGCCACCCGCCUCUGCUCCAUCACAGAGGAGGAGGAGGAGGAGGAGGAGGAUGAGGACAGCAAAGACGAGAAACAGGAGGUAGAGGAAUCAGAGGAGGAUGUAGAGGAGCAGCAGGAGAAACAGAAGGUUUUGACAACAAACACGGACCCAACACAGUUAUUAUCAGAGUUGGACAUUGGAGAUAUUGCCAGACUGGAGCAGUGCCAAAUCAACUUUGUCAGUGACAGCAACAACAACACGUUUACGUUUAUAACCUCUUUGGUGUGACUUUAACGUAGUUCAGAGAACGCGAUUCUGCAAUACUACAGUAACACAUUCCUCUCUUUGCCCUUCACCGGUACCCCACUCAGGCUCCCUCCUGCCCCAUCCAUGUAAUGUGAAGUGUUUACCGGAAACUUCUCCAACUACCAGGUGGUAGAGAAAAGACAGACGGUCGUUCUGUGGGAGAAAUUUCUAUUCUGGCUCAGAUGCUGGUUUGACUGUAGCAGUUU